AUGAGUGCGCAGGAAGGGGAGGCAGAGGCAAGCGUGCCAUAUGAGGCAAGCGUGCCAUAUGAGGCAAACGCGCCACAUGAGGCGACAGCACCAAGCGGAGACAACGCCCCCAUCAGACCAGACGAGCAACACACGUACGAUGUCAUCAUCAUAGGCGGAGGACUCUUCAGUUGUUGCCUGCACUAUUUUUUAAAGCAAAAAAAACCGGACAUGACAAUUUUGAUUCUCGAAAAGGAGGAAACACUCGGAGGGUACAUAAAAACAGAAUGGCUAGAAGACCAAGGGAAGAAAUUUCUGUGUGAAUUGGGUCCAAACCUUUUUAAAAUGUCCGACGAAAGUUACCAUCUGCUUGAAGAAUUAAAUCUCUUGUUACACAUAAGAGUCUUGAAUAAAAAUCUUAUACGAUAUGUAUACUCAGGUGGACACCUACACCCACUGCGUCUGAGCAUAUGGGGUUACUUUGCUUUUCCCCUUAUAAGUGUAUUCAAUAAAAUGAAGCUAAUAUACAAACUCCUGUUCAAGCGAUACAAAAAAGUGAGAGCGUACGAUGAGGACAUUAGUGUUGAGGAGUACAUGAGGGAAAAUUUCGAUAUGGAGCACUUCAACUUUUUGUUGCUACCUCUCAUUUAUGGAUCGUGUGGGGGGGUCGGUAGCAUUUCGGCUGUCUCCUUUUUUUCGCGCAACCUCAAACUGUUUGAUAAUAAAAUAAACAAAUUGCGUAUGUGGCGCGAGCGUAUGGACAGUGGUGUGUGUAGAAGGGGUGAUGUUGGCUGUGCUGGUUCCCCCGCAAAGGGAGAGCAGACGACAAACAAUGAGAAGAGCGUAUCCUCCGGGGGACUCCAACACUCGUAUGCGAAAAAAAUGAAUCGCAAGUUCAAACCGUACUCCUGGUUCAACAACGUGUUCCACAAACGGGACAUGACCAGAGGGAGCACCAUUACCGGAAGCACAACGGGGGAGGAGGUAAACCGUGACGAAGCUAACCGUGACGAAGUCAACCGGGACGCGAGUGCAGGACACGAGAAUAGCAGCCCAGCGAAUGAUCAAGGCACAACCAAGCACCACGCAGGGAUGGACUCCACGACGGGUCACCCUCCUUUCGUGGGAAUCCCUCUCCUGGAAGUCUUCCUCCACUUGGCAAAAAGAAUCUACGAAAAGUGCAAAAGCACCUUCCUCCAGGUCCUGCUGCUCCUCUACGCCCCGCUAGCCAAAAAGUACUCAAAGGAAUAUGAAGAAAAAAAAAAAAAAAAAAUUUUAGGAAAAACAAUAUCCUUGAAAUAUGGCGUAUACGAAAUAAUUGACAAGCUAAAAAAAAAUAUAAAUACAAAAUAUGUGUGGACGAAUGAAGAAGUAGAUUCUGUUGAAAAGCAUAAGAAAGACAACACUUGGGUUUGUACCGUCAGGAAAAAACACUCCAGCAAAACUUCUUCUAUAUACGGGAAAAAUGUGAUCCUUUCGGUGAACUCCAAAACAUGCGCAAAUAUCAUGCGCAAAAUUUUGCCCUCAGAAAUGAAGGCCUAUCUUGUAAAUGUGCAAUACUCAAGUAUCAUCAGCGUUACAGUGUACUACCAUAAGAAGGACAUAACCCUACCUCCAGACUGCUUCGGGUUUUUGUCUGCGGACAAAACAAAUCACAUUCUCGGGUGCUUCUUCACGAGCAAUGUGUUCAAGGAAAGGUGCAAUGAUGACAAUGUCGUUGUGUUGACUCUAUACAUGGGGGGACAAAACAACCCGAAUGAUGUAUACAUGGAGGAGAAAGACAUAAUCCAAAUCGUGUCCAAUGAGCUGACCAAAAUAUUUCAUGUACAGAACAAUGCUCAACCUGUUAUCCUCAAGGUGAAGAAGUGGUUUGACUCUAUCCCCUUCUAUUCGAACAAUUACGAAAGGCAUUUGAAAUGCUUCCUAAAUGAGCUGGACAACCCACAGUAUAGGAAUUUGUUUGUUGAUUCGGGUUGGAUUACCGGGACGUCCAUAUCUGACAGGAUAACUUCGGCGAGGGACUUGUCGGAGUUUAUGGCGACCAGCGUCUUUCCCUUGAAGACGCAAUGCGGCAGUGCGCUGUUGGCAUGA
This is a messenger RNA of Plasmodium fragile, 2070 nucleotides long. RefSeq names its product protoporphyrinogen oxidase. Gene Ontology annotation, molecular function: protoporphyrinogen oxidase activity, oxygen as acceptor. Lineage: Eukaryota; Apicomplexa; Aconoidasida; Haemosporida; Plasmodiidae. The transcript has a single exon. The coding region runs from base 1 to 2070 and encodes 689 amino acids. The record is from RefSeq and is a predicted model, not a curated record. Gene Ontology annotation, biological process: porphyrin-containing compound biosynthetic process.